AUGGAGACAACAUCUGGAAGAAACCUAACCCCAAGCCACAGGCUACGAGAUCACACAAUAAAUGUGAAUGGCGACUAUUCUGCUAUCGAGUCAAAUGAACCCGAUGAUGGCGAUAUUUCCAAUUCGCGAUGUCGAAGAGAAUGUCGGAUUGCUAAUCAGCAAGCCGUCCGUACAGAUGUGGUGGCGCCCGACUUAUUGAAUCACAUCUCCUCAGAAUCACAAAGCCUUAGAGAGCACCAACAGGCUUGUCAUAGGCUGUUGGAAACGAGACAUGCUGAUCAACUGUCGCUGCUCCCUGGUGGGGGACAUAAUGGUCACCAUCAUCCGAAAACACCCUGGCAGCCUUUCUAUCUACGAAGAACAACCUCUCUCUUAUUUAUGGGAGUUUUUGUGCUCAUGAUUGUUGGGCUUGAAACGCUGUCCACAAUCUCGACCCAGCAGUCUGGUCUACCAGGAGGGAUGCCAUUUAUGCGAUACAUGUGGAGCUACGGAACUACUGGCAUUCUUACCUUGACUGCAGCAUUUUGGCACCGCUUGGACUACGAAACAAAAGUGGCAGUCCCGUGGUUUAAAGCAAAUCCGAUUAUUACCAGCAAAGCGGCCUUGGAAGUCGACUACAUUGAUACUUGGUCCUUAUUGGUCCCAUUCAAAGCUUUUAGGAAUAGGGAUUGGGAUGUAACCAGCAGCUCCAGUAUAUCCCUGCUACUUCAAGUGGUGAUUGUGCUGUCCACGGCAUUAUUUUCCUUGAUGCCAACAAACUUGACCAACGACGCCGAACCUAUCUUCUUAACGAGUCGAUUUGUCGAUGAUCCAACGCGCCUGAAGAACAGCGAGUCACUGCUUCCCUACUACAUUGUCAUGGGAUCAGAAGCUCCAGACGGCCGAUUAUCUGAUAAUGGCGCUCUAAGGAAUGCUCGCUUGACUUACCCCGAAGGUUGCACGGAUCAAUUCGCUUACCAGACAUUUGAUCCGGUGUCCUCAAACCUGAUAGAGGUCAAAGCGACUGUUGAAGGGCUGAGUCUGGAUCUUGCAUGUGAACCAGCAAGUGUAGAAAAGGUGGUGAUAAUGCCGGAGUAUUUUCUUACGUUCCAAGAAGAUAAUACUAUAUAUAUCACGGGUGAAGGUCCAUAUUUCCCAGUCACUUACCAAGGCUGUCAAACAAACAUUAGCUGGGACAACUUUGAUCCAGAACGAAAGGCCAACACAACUUUCCGUGAAAAUGGAAUGAUGUUGAAUGGUAUUCGUGGCUUCGGUGGCAUGCAGUGCAAUUCAACGAAUAAGCAUGAUCACCGACUAGUUUUGCUGUCUUUCGAGGUAGAAUUGCACUCAACUAAACAAAAUAUCGUUAUUAAAAAUGACAGUGACAUGGGUGCUGGGAAGGAGGGAUAUAAUAUCACCGUUGAUGCAACUGUUUCACAAGCAGUAGCAUUGGCGUGUAAGCCAUCUUUGGAACAGAUCUCGCUCAACGUUUCUCGGAACAGUGAAGGAGUACAGAGCGUUGCUCCUAUCAACGGGGAACCUGUUGAUUCCUUGAGAUUCGUACACCCUUGGGAUUUCAUCGACUUUUUCUUCGACAAAUAUGCCAUUUCAACGUCAGCAUAUGAUGUUUCAGAAGUCAAUAUGACUAUAGGGGCUAAUGGGUGGUCCCAGAUUGUUUUGGCUUUUUGUGGCCGGUCUUGCAAUCAAACACCGAGACUCCUGAAUGGGACAUUUCUCGAGGAAAUUCUGGCUUCGUUCUUCUCAUAUUUUGCGGCCGCCACUGCGCACGCAUUGCUUCGGGAAAGGGCUCAAAUCACAUCAACUGGAAUCUCUUCAGUCAAUAUGACGAGCCUACGGGUGCAACCGAUGGUAUGCGAAGCCAUGGUUGCACUGCUGACUGUGGUUAUCUUGACAAUUUUGGUGACUCAAUUCAAGCACGAAAGAAUCAUGCCAUGCAUGAUAAGCCCUGGAUCGAUCGCGGCCAUGGCGAUCCUCGCCGGCCGAACUGCAUCCUCCGGCUUCUCCACUGAUCUCGGGUCGGUAAGGACAACGCAAUUACUUGCAUGGUUGAGUACAUCUCUCUGUGAAAAUUUCUUUCCAUACCAAUUGGUCGUCCCUGCCUGGACAAAAAUGAAUACCCACCUCAGCAAUCUCAAGAGGACAGCGGAAAAUGAACGGCCAACAUCAUCUGAUAACGACAAGUUCAAGCAUCCGGGUCCACUGCGGCCACUCAAUCGAUUGGCUUUCACUGUAGCCACAACAGGAUGUGCAAUCACAUUAAUGGGCUUGCUUCGAAAGUCUGCUAACGAGGAAGGCUUAGGAGAUGCUGAAGGUUCAAAAUACCUCCUUUAUCUCUGGACCGCAGUUCCAGCCGCGAUUCUGACUACCUUGUCAUGGUGGAUGUCAUCUAUUGACACCCAAGUUCGGCUUUUCGCACCUUACAACUGUCUUAAGCACGACAAUUGCCGCAGCUCAAUUCUUCAUAUGGAUCUAAUGCGAGGGCUGAUUCCCACAAUUCUCUACCAGGAGCUAAAAACCUCCAAUUUCGCUGCUGUUUUAACUACAAUUUCUGCUCUGCUUGGAGCAACUCUGACUACUGCCUCAGCUGCCCUGUUCCAUGUCAUUAUACAUCCUGUUUCGGAGCCAGUCGAACUCACGCUUCAAACGAUUUUGACGGCGCCAACCCCAAAGCCAGUCGCGGUUACCGAUUCCUGGAGCCUUGCGCUCAGGAAUCCUUCAUACGUUGACACGACUCGUCCUUCAUCGUUGAUCCUCGAGACUAAUUUGUCUUACUCACAAGAGGUUUAUCAGGACCUCGUGUUCCCCACGUACUCGAUAAUAACUCUCGACACCGCAAAUGCCUCUCAAACAAACAAUGUCUCAUCGGCUACCAUAAAAGCUAUAACACCAGCAUUGCGGCCACGAUUGUCUUGUCGUCUGUACAACGAGGCUGAUAUAGAGGCAGUCUAUAAGCGUGAUCAGCCAAAGGUGUGGAGUGACGACCUACUGAAUAGCAUUUCCGUCAACAUCACGUCGGAGUACUCCUGCUGGCAGCAUCAUCCUUUGAUUAAAAGUACAGCGCUCUUUGAGACUGGAAAUCUUUCAGAGCUGUUUUUUGCAGCUACAGCUUCAAACACGGCUUCAACUAUACUGAUGAGUGGCUGCCGUAGCUUUCUCUAUAUUUGGGGCUACCAUGACUCCUCGCCCGGUCCUGUUGGAUAA
Messenger RNA from Pestalotiopsis fici W106-1, 3201 nucleotides. RefSeq lists its product as uncharacterized. The record is from RefSeq and is a predicted model, not a curated record. The transcript has a single exon. NCBI's taxonomy places the organism in Eukaryota, Fungi, Ascomycota, Sordariomycetes, Amphisphaeriales, Sporocadaceae. Bases 1 to 3201 code for a protein of 1066 amino acids.